UGUAAGGACCUGACCUUAGUCCAUCCAGAUCAAUAGGGAAGUGAGGGUGGAAAGAAGAAGAAGAAGAGGAAGAAAUAAGGGGCGCAACCGGAUCGUUUACACUGGCUGUUCCCGAGGAAAUAUAGACUUCCCUUGCUUGCACCUUUUGUUGCUCACAUGCUCACACUGUAAAAGUGGAUAUCGAGGCAAUUCCCUUGAUUUGUGUGAUUGCAGCAGACUUUUUCCCCCUUUCCUGCCACCAUGUCUUUCCCUCAGCUGGGAUAUCAGUACAUCCGACCGAUAUACCCGCCGGAGCGCCAGGGGAUCGCCAGCAAUGCCCGGGCCGGGACAGAGCUCAGUCCGUCAGGCGCACUCUCUAACGUCCUCUCCACUAUGUAUGGAUCUCCUUUCGCCGCAGCAGCGCAAGGCUAUGGAGCGUUUCUCCCGUACUCAAACGAUAUAUCAAUAUUCAAUCAAUUGGGUGCUCAAUAUGAACUGAAAGACAGUCCCGGCGUCCAGCACCCAGGGUUUGCCCACCAUCACCCUGCUUUUUAUCCAUAUGGCCAAUAUCAGUUCGGUGACCCGUCCAGACCCAAAAACGCCACGAGGGAGAGCACCAGCACCCUGAAGGCCUGGCUCAGUGAACACCGCAAGAACCCCUACCCAACCAAGGGCGAGAAGAUCAUGCUGGCCAUCAUCACCAAAAUGACCCUCACCCAGGUGUCCACCUGGUUCGCCAACGCCAGGAGGAGGCUAAAGAAGGAGAAUAAGAUGACCUGGACCCCCCGGAACCGCACCGACGAAGAGGGAAAUGUUUACCCCAGCGAUCACGAAGGGGAGGAGGGGGACAAGAGGGAGGACGAGGAGGAGAUCGACUUGGAGAACAUCGACACGGAAAAUAUCGAGAACAAGGACGACUUGGACGACCAGGACGACCUGCAUUCAGAUAUAAAACUAGACGGGAGGAGUGACUCUGAGAUUUCUGACGGCUAUGAGGAUUUACAAGGGCCCGACCAGAGGUUUCUAAAGGCUGUAGGGAAAGAGGGCAAAGACGUGGAGAGAGGAGGAGAGCACUUCCACAGCCACCACCUCCACCAUCAUCACUCGUCUUUGGAAAUCAAAACGUCCCAGCCAAACGGAGAACAGCUCAAACUGAAUCCGGUGUCCGUUAACUCACCGCCCUCAGAAAACAAUCCAGCCCCAGCCCAAAAGCCAAAGAUUUGGUCUUUGGCAGAGACAGCCACGGCCCCUGACAAUCCGCGCAAAUCGCCACAAAUGAACGGCAGCAACUCCGCAGGGCCGGCCGCCCAGACCAUAAUCGCCCCUCACAGACUUAUCUCUUCUUGUCCUGUUGGGAAAAUCCAGAACUGGACGAACCGAGCCUUCUCGGCGCACCAGCUGGCUUUACUGAACUCCAAUCAUUAUCUGGGACUGGCAAACCAGGCCACUGCCACCAGCCUGGCCCUCUACAGCAGCAGGCAAACGGAGGACAAGAGUCAUAGUUCAGAGACUCCAGUCACAGGUACAUGUCCCCGACACUGAGACGCGCAUGUAUAAAUAACUACAAAAACAAAGACACUAGUCCAUUGCCCGUCAUUCAUUUCUAUUAUUUUAGACCUCCUUUUGCCUUCUUUGCCUGUUGAUGAAU
Scomber japonicus (chub mackerel) is the source of this 1627-nucleotide messenger RNA. RefSeq names its product iroquois homeobox 3a (gene irx3a). The record is from RefSeq and is a predicted model, not a curated record. Gene Ontology annotation, biological process: regulation of transcription by RNA polymerase II; cell development; neuron differentiation. NCBI's taxonomy places the organism in Eukaryota, Metazoa, Chordata, Actinopteri, Scombriformes, Scombridae. Bases 241 to 1521 code for a protein of 426 amino acids. Gene Ontology annotation, cellular component: nucleus. Gene Ontology annotation, molecular function: DNA-binding transcription factor activity, RNA polymerase II-specific; RNA polymerase II cis-regulatory region sequence-specific DNA binding. The transcript is spliced from 2 exons.